UUCGUAUUCUACAACUCUCUCUUCCCUCCAUCAACUGCAUCAUUUCGUCUUUCUCUCUCUAUCAAUGGCGGCCGACCGAUUGAAGUUGAGGACAGCACAUGACCCGACAACUGGUCCCGAACCAAGUUCAUAUCCAGACCCGGAAAAUGCAACCGCGGAAAAACCUAAAAGAGCGGCGGUGGUGGAUUUAGGCAAUGGGAGCCAGGUUUUACACAUGCCGCGAUUCAUUUCAUACGAAGAUUCAUGGAAUUAUUUCGAUUACCUGGACAAAAACAUCCCUUGGACCCGACCCACCAUCCGCGUUUUCGCCCGAUCGCAUCUCCAGCCAAGAGACACGUGCUAUGUUGCAAGUGAAGGAGUGGCCCAACUAGCAUACAGUGGGUAUAAGCCUCAUGCUUAUUCCUGGGAUGAAUUCCCUCUCCUCAAAGAAAUCUUGGAUUUGGUCCACAAAGCUGUUCCCGGAAGCAGUUUCAACAGCUUGUUACUGAAUAGGUACAAAGGAGGCAAUGACUAUGUCGGUUGGCACGCCGAUGAUGAGAAACUCUACGGACCCACUCCCCAAAUUGCUUCGGUUUCGUUUGGUUGCGAACGUGAUUUUCUCUUGAAGAAGAAACCAACUAAAAGUACUCUUCAAGCCAACUCAGCUAGAGGAAACGACUGUGAACAACCAGCUAAAAGAUCAAAGAAGCUCAAAAAUAGUGAUCAACAUAGUUUUGUAUUGAAGCAUGGCUCACUUCUGGUAAUGAGUGGCUACACCCAACGGGACUGGCUCCACUCGGUCCCUAAACGUGUCAAAGCGGACUCGGUUCGAAUUAACCUUACUUUCCGACGCAUUUUAUUUUGAAAUUUCUGAUGUAACUUGUAUAUAGUAAUUACUUUUUAUGUAUCAACUCAUGCUUUUUUUUUUUUUUUUGGAACAAUCUUUGAUUAAAUACAAACCUGACUUUGUCUGAUGA
Molecule: messenger RNA, 956 nt
Organism: Erythranthe guttata (spotted monkey flower)
Lineage: Eukaryota; Viridiplantae; Streptophyta; Magnoliopsida; Lamiales; Phrymaceae
Gene: ALKBH2
Product: oxidoreductase, 2OG-Fe(II) oxygenase family protein
Biological process (GO): DNA alkylation repair
Molecular function (GO): broad specificity oxidative DNA demethylase activity; ferrous iron binding; cytosine C-5 DNA demethylase activity
Source: RefSeq, a predicted model, not a curated record